CUCGCGUCGACUGUCGCCCCGCUGUCAACAGAGCGGAAACUAAGAUGGCGGCCUUGGCGACCGGGGAGUUGAUACCGAGCGAAAGGGCUCCAACGAGUUUCCAAAGGAAAGUGCCGGGCGGCGGAGGCGGCAGCCGCUUAGCCGUCCUACCGGGUACCCGGCCGUCGGUGCGGCACGGGCAGCUCCUGCUUUCCAGCGGGGUCCCUUCCCUGGACUGUGUUCUAGGUGGAGGUUUGGCAGUUGGAACCCUUCUUCUUAUUGAAGAAGAUAUAUAUGGUAUCUACUCCAAUCUAUUGUUCAAGCACUUCCUUGCAGAGGGGAUAAUUUCUGGACAUAAUUUAUUUAUAGCUUCAGCUAAUGAGGAGCCUGCUGACAUUUUAAAGGAGCUUCCAUCACCUUUCUUGAAUACUUCCGUCAGUGCAGUGGAAGAAGCAGCAGCAACUAUGAAAGGCAAGCAAGAUUCUCAGGAAUCCAUGAAAAUAGCUUGGCGAUACCAAAACAUUCCAAAAUUGGAGGUGACUCAAAUGACCACUUCAAAAUUUGGACACUACUUUGAUCUGUCAAAAUCUUUGGCUGCAGAACUGAUCCAGAAUGUGGAAUGGCAUGGUUUUUUCCUUCCUGAAGAAACAACUUUGUGUCCUGAUAUAAACUCUUGUAAUAUGGCCUUUGGUUAUACCAGACUGCUUCAUUCUAUUCAGAAGGUCAUUUACCAAAAAGGAUUUGACGGCUCCAUUCCUCAGAAAAAGGAAAGAAAUGUUUUGAGGAUUGGAAUUCAGAGUCUUGGUUCAGUACUAUGGGGUGAUGAUAUUUGUUGCAGUGAGAAUCCACAGAAUAUUCAUAGCCUCACAAGAUUUCUAUAUGCCCUCCGUAGCCUCCUCAGAACUUCUUUCUCUGCCGGCAUCAUAACCAUUCCAUCUCAUCUUAUCCAGAAUAAAGCAAUUAUGGAACGUGUUACUAACUUGUCAGAUAUGGUAGUUGGUCUUGAAUCAUUUAUUGGCUCUGUGAGAGAAACCAAUCCAUUAUACAAGGAUUACCAUGGUUUGAUUCACAUAAUGCCAGAUCUCCCUCGGCUUUAAUUUUGUGUAUGAACUCGGUAGCUCGUGUCAAACAAUUUUAAGGACCUUUGCUUUCUUUAGACUGGACAAGGAAGCUAUUCAUUAUUGAGCAAUUGCAUUUGCCUCCAGACUUGUCAGACACAGUGAGCCGCACAAGCAAACAAGAUCUGGCAGAAUCCACCAAAUUGCUGAGCUCAGGAUGUAGUGCUAUGGCCAUAGGCAAGAAGCACCUGGACUUCUAGUGAAUUCUACUUAGCAGUUUCACUCUGAUUUAUAUGGCACUCUAAUUAUGACUGUUAAUGACUUGUGUAAAUAUUUUUCUUAAUGAUUAUGACCCAGUAGUCCUUAAAAAUCUAACUUGUAAGUUAUGUGCCCUAUUUCCUUAUUUUGUUAUUUUUUGUUUGCAAAUAUACAUUUUUCUUCAGUAGACAAAUACAUGUAACAGCAAUGGCCAUUGUUAUUAUUAAAGUUCAAGUCAAUUGCAUUUUAAAUUCACAAUAUUAUUGUAUUGUUUUAUUGUAUGCAUUAUUGUAAUGCAAAUUGUAAACCAGUAUUGUAAAUAAAAUAAGUUCUCUAUCAUGGGGAUGUUUUGAUGUCAAACAACCAUUGUUUUAUAAGAAAAAAAUUUGUUGCCUUCAAAGAUCAUAGUUAAAUCAAAAUAUGACAGAUUAUAAAAUAUAUAGCCAAUUAAGUGAGUGUGCUAAAGUUUUUCCUCCAUAUGCUUCUAUGUCAGUAAUUAAUGUAAUGGGGAAAUAGUUUUCUUAUGGUAAAAGUACAUUACAGAUAAUUAGUGUGCCUUAUUGGCUAAUAAAUAUAUUAACAUGCUCUUGAGUAAAUUUAUUUUAAAAAGAAAAAUAAUUGCUUCUUUAAUGUAGUUCAAAACGGUAAUCCUGAACAACUGAAGUCAGCACUAUGAAAUUAUGUCAACAGACAUUAUUCAAGACUGAAAUUCAAACUGACAGCUACAUUAAUGCUAAAAAACCAGGAAAGUGCAUUGGAGCUUGGGGAACAGAUAUCACUGAAAUACGUAUACAUUGCAGCAGAAAAUAAAACUAAUUCAGUAUUUCAUACUAUUGUGUAUAUGCUAUUUGUAAAUGCAUGAAUAUUUCCCAUCUAGAUAAAAUACAUAAAUAUUUAUUGUCAUCAUGAUAUGCAUAUUUGUAUAGAACUAAUGUAAAAACUAGAUGGGAGGGCAGAUAUCACGAAAUACCUUUCAAUGAUUUUUAUGGAGUUUUAUAAGUUGUGCUUUGGGGGCAAUAAUAGCGUUAAUUUAAAAUAAAUGAUCUUCCAUAAAACUUUCCAUGAAAUUUAUUUUUGAAUUAAGCAUUCAGUCCUGGUCUUAAACUACAAUUUAGUACAGUUGAACUGAAAUAUACUCCCCCAAAAACCUCAAACAUUAACUGUAAUAAUGUUAAUGUAUUUUGAUGGGAUUUGAGCAAAAGUAUUGGUUAAAUGAUUUACUUUUUAUAAUGCUGUGAGUAAGAAGAAGACAUAGCUUUCUAAAACUGUCUAAUAUGAUGAAUGUCAAUCAUUUAAAAAAAUCCACUGUACCAUAAACACAUACUGUAUACAGCUUUUAUUCUGAAUUGGAAUAAUUGAAUCAAUGACAGUGAUUUGCCAGAAUGUCAAAUCUAUCCAUCAUAAUCUGUCACUACCAGUUUAUUUUUUUCUGAUCAAAAUCAAAAAGACUACUGUUUUGCCAUUCACUAUUUCAUUAGAGGUAACAAUUGAGUUUUUUCUUUCUCUUUUAAAGAUAGGUCUUUUUUUAAUUUCUAAAGACACAAAUCCUUUUUUAAAAUCUAUUCAAAAUAAAGUUUCAGAACUGAGCUGUCAGUUUCAUAAAGCUAAUAGACAUCUACAUUCUUAUACCCAUAUAUCAUUCCUGCUUUCAAGUCAUUUCUUUUACCUUGUAUAUUAUAUGGAACAGAAAUUCACAAGAGAAUUUGAAUGGGGAUUAGUGAAGAUAUUCAAUAGAUCAAGUAUAACAAAAUUAACACUUCACUUACUCAAUUAUGUUUUACCAAAAAACACAGGAAUCUUAUGUAGAAUGUAAAAUCUUUAACCAUGAUUACUAAAUUAGUUUUAAAUAUCAUCAACUAUCAAAUUAGUUGUCAGCAUCCUUAAGGUUUGAUCAAGCAGACUGUCUGCAAAUACCACUAAAAUACCUAUUUUCUAGUUUACUUAUGACUUACUACAUCACUGUGAGUGAAAACAUAUAAAUAUAUAUUUAUCAGAGCAACCAUUUCAAAUAGUAAAAUGGGGUUGGCAUAUAAACCCGAAGUUUAAAAAAAGAAAAAGAAGAGAUCCUUCAGUGAAAUGUAUGUUAAAUGCUUUUCUGUUACACAAAGCAUGCUAUGUGAAAUUAAUGUUGCAUCAUACAAAUAUACAGGAAAGAAAAAGAACAAAAUGCUAUUCUUCCAAAAAUAUGUUAUAACUAGUAAAAAUCUGGGUUAUCUAGAGAAGCUGGAGAAAAAUUACUACACCCUGUGAAAGUAUGGUAAACAUUCCAUAAAAUGCUUUAAGUAAUCAGCUUAUGUUUCUUCAUGCAAAAUAAAAAAUAAAACUUUCA
Molecule: messenger RNA, 3624 nt
Organism: Sphaerodactylus townsendi
Lineage: Eukaryota; Metazoa; Chordata; Lepidosauria; Squamata; Sphaerodactylidae
Gene: ELP4
Product: elongator acetyltransferase complex subunit 4
Exons: 10
Coding region: 45-1076 (343 amino acids)
Biological process (GO): tRNA wobble uridine modification
Cellular component (GO): transcription elongation factor complex; cytoplasm; elongator holoenzyme complex
Source: RefSeq, a predicted model, not a curated record